Messenger RNA from Uranotaenia lowii, 4149 nucleotides. RefSeq lists its product as uncharacterized. Gene Ontology annotation, molecular function: nucleic acid binding. The record is from RefSeq and is a predicted model, not a curated record. The transcript is spliced from 2 exons. Lineage: Eukaryota; Metazoa; Arthropoda; Insecta; Diptera; Culicidae. Gene Ontology annotation, biological process: DNA integration. The coding region runs from base 16 to 4092 and encodes 1358 amino acids.
AUUUUAUUUUCAGAAAUGAUUCGAUCACUGGGAAUGCAUAUGCAGCCGUUUGACUAUGCCUCGCACACGGACGACGCGGGCAUCGAAUGGCAGAAAUGGAUACGAUCGUUCGAAACAAUGAUCCGGGCAAGUCGAAUCGAGGAUGAAGAUUGGAAAAAGGAUUUAUUACUGCACUACGCAGGACCGAAUGUUCAGCAGCUUUUCGAUACAUUACCCGAGGUGCCAGGAACUGAAAUGCGAGGUCCGUUGUUGAAUAUUGAACACUACACACCAAACAUGACCAGCUAUGAAGAGGCUAAAACAAAAUUGAACGCGUUUUUCCUUCCAAAGGAAAAUUCCACGUACGAACGGCAUUUACUACGACAGAUGAAGCAGCGAGCUGGCGAAAGCAUCGACUCGUUCACCAUCAGACUGCGAGUUCAGGCUGAACGUUGCGGUUUCGAUGACAGGAUGGAAGAAAAUAUAAAGGACCAGAUUAUACAGAACUGUCAGUCUGCCGUGCUACGGCGUGACCUCCUGAAACGAGGAGAUGCAAGUCUCGAGGAGAUAUUAAGUGUUGCUAAAAUAUUUGAAACAGUAGCACAGCAGGAAAAGUCGUUUGUCGGUGCAGGUGACCCGAAACCGAAUGCCCCCGAGGUAAACAGGAUCGAGGUGAAAUCGUACGGGAAAAGAACGAAGUUCAGUGAACUGAAGCAACCUGAGUGUCAUCGUUGUGGUUAUUUUGGUCAUUUCGCCAAAGAUGACAAAUGCCCAGCAAAAGGACAGCAAUGUAAAAAGUGCGGCGGAAAAGAUCAUUUUUGGCAGAAGUGUCAUAGCAAACAACCGAUAUUUGGGAAGAAAAAGUGGGAUGGUAACCCGAAAUUCAAGCGUCCUGAUGCUACUUCUUCCUCAAGUCGUAAAAAUGAUGAAUCAAAUGUCGUUAAGCACAUCGCUGAUAAGCAGGAGGAGUACAUUUUCCAUUUGACAACGUCUGAAGGUAACGGAGAAAUAAACUGCGAAAUAGGUGGAGUAAAAAUUUCUGCCAUUAUCGAUUCCGGAUCCAAGUAUAACCUAAUGAGUCAAAAGAACUGGGAGCAACUGAAGGAGCAGAAGGUGAUCGUAUCGAAACAACAGCGAGAUGCAUCGGUGACCUUUAAAGCUUACGGAGGACAAUCUUUGGAGUUGGUUGGCGUCUUUACGGCUUCUCUUAAGUUAGGAAAUUCAACUAAGUUGGUUGAUUUCUACGUUGUAAAAGGAGAUGGAAAAGUGUUGAUUGGCCGAGACACAGCAACGGCGAUGGACGUUUUAAAGAUUGGGAUUCCUGUUAAUGAAGUGGAAGCUGAUGUUAAAUGUGAGAAACUUGGAACAAUAAAAGACAUCGUUGUGGACAUACCGAUAAAAGCUGACGCAGUUCCAGUAGUGCAACCAUAUCGGCGCAUACCGGUUGCUUUAGAAAAGAUGGUCGAUAAGAAGCUGAACGAGUUGCUCGAGCAGGGUGUCAUCGAAGCGGUCAACGAACCAGCUAAAUGGAUAUCACCGGUAGUCGUAGUUCCGAAAGCUGGCGGCGGUGACGUACGCAUAUGUGUCGAUAUGCGACGUGCUAAUGAGGCUGUGGAAAGGGAAAAUCACCCACUCCCAACUUUCGAAGAUUUUUUACCGCAUUUGGCUAAAGCGAAAUUUUUCUCCCGUCUGGACGUGAAAAAUGCUUUUCACCAGGUUGAAAUAUCGGAAAGGUCACGUGAUAUAACCACAUUUAUCACACGGAAGGGCUUAUUUAGAUAUACCCGUCUGAUGUUCGGAAUAAAUUGCGCGCCAGAGCUGUUCCAAAAGACUAUGGAACAAGUCUUAAGUGGUUGCGAAGGGUGCUUGGUUUUCAUCGACGAUAUCAUCGUGCAUGGUUCCGACAAGGAAGAACACGAUAUGAGGUUAAAAAAGGUUCUGCAAAGAUUACGUGAGUGGAACGUAGUUCUGAAUGAAACCAAAUGCAUUUACGGUGUUUCUGAAAUGAGAGUCUUGGGGCACAUCCUGUCCGCUGAAGGCAUCAAACCAGAUGAGGACAAGUUAGAAUCCAUUCGCCGCUUCCGUGAACCGAAAUCCGGGGAGGAAGUUCGAAGCUUUCUAGGCCUCGUGAAUUAUAUCAGCAAAUUUAUUCCAGAUGUUGCAACACUGACAUUCCCACUUCGACAGUUAACGGUUCAGAAACAUAAUUUUGUCUGGGAACCGGAACACCAAAAAGCAUUUGAGAAAUUGAAGGAUCACAUGGUUUCCCCUACUACAUUGGGAUAUUUUAACGAUUCAGAUCGCACGCAGCUAGUUGCUGAUGCUAGCCCUGUGGGGCUAGGGGCGGUUCUGAUACAAAUGAAUGAACAUGGCCCCAGGAUAAUAGCUUAUGCUAGCAAAAGCUUGUCCGACGUUGAGAGGCGAUACGCACAGAUUGAAAAGGAAGCUCUUGCCCUGGUAUGGGCAGUUGAGCGCUUUCACUUUUAUUUAUUCGGACGAUCAUUCGAACUUAUUACAGACCACAAGCCAUUGGAGGUUAUUUUCGGCCCUAAGUCUAAGCCUUGCGCUAGGAUAGAGAGAUGGGUGGUCCGACUACAGUCGUAUAAAGCAACAGUUGUUUAUCGACCAGGAAAAUCCAAUAUUGCGGACCCAUUAUCUAGAUUGGCUAUAACAGAUACCACAAAUGGAAAAACUUUUGACGAGUACGCGGAUCAAUAUGUAGCUUGGGUAGUUUCAAACGCUCUACCAGUAGCUUUGAAAAUUUCGGAAAUCGAACAAGCUUCAGAAGCCGAUAGCACUAUCCAGUCUGUUCGUAUAGGGAUGGAACACGGUGACUGGACUGAAGAUGCAACACCGUUUAAGCUUUUUGUCACGGAGCUGAGCUUUGUGGACAAGAUAUUGCUUCGAGGUACUAGAAUAGUGAUGCCAGAUAUUUUGCGAACUCGUACUCUAGACUUAGCCCAUGAAGGCCACCCCGGAAUGACAAUUAUGAAGCAGAGAAUGAGGGCAAAAGUAUGGUGGCCAAAAAUGGAUAUCCAUGUAGAGCGUUAUGUUAAAAGCUGUCGGGGGUGUAUGUUAGUUGCGGCCCCACCAAGACCAGAACCGAUGAAAAGACGGGAACUUCCCUCUGGCCCUUGGCAACAUGUGGCCAUUGAUUUCCUUGGUCCGCUACCGUCUGGACAUUACUUAUUUGUAGUAGUUGACUAUUUCAGCCGUUACAUAGAAGUAGAGAUCAUGACGAAGACCGACACCACUGAAACUGUUAAGCGACUGAAUGUUAUAUUUUCCCGUUUUGGCCUCCCUUUCUCCAUUACUGCUGACAAUGGUCCGCAAUUUUCCAGCGAAGAGUUUCGCAGUUUUUGUGACAUGAACAACAUCAAACUCAUCAGCACGACUCCAUAUUGGCCACAGCAAAAUGGUGAGGUCGAACGCCAAAACCGAUCUCUUUUGAAGAGACUCAUGAUCAGCCAAGCAACGAAUGCAGAUUGGGUUGAGGAAUUGCAUAAGUAUUUACUGAUGUACCGCUCGUCUCCACACUCAACCACAAAAAGAACUCCGUCGGAAAUGCUUCUUGGCUAUAACAUACGUGACCGGCUUCCCUCGAUUUUCCAGCCAAAAGACCAAAACGAGGACGAAGAAACUGUAGAUCGAGACAAGACUGCCAAGGAAAUAGGAAAGCAAUAUGCGGACAAGCGACGCAAUGCUAAACCAAGUUCCAUUUCCGAAGGCGACACAGUUUUGAUCAAGAAAAUGUCAAAAACUAAUAAGUUGGCUCCAAACUUUGAACCCAAAACUUACAAGGUCCUCAAAAGGAAAGGCGGAGACGUUAUAGUGUCAGCGGAAGAAUCAGGCGUGAAGUAUCGUAGACAUAUUUCUCAUUUACAGCGCAUCCCCGAUGAUUUCAACGCAGCUUCAACUUCCAGCCAUAUUCCGAAGCAGGAUUCACCAACGCCCAGGACUCCAAGUGAUUCAACAGGCAACGAGGACUACGGACAUUCGAGGGAUACGACCGGAAAAGAACCAGCUGUGACAAAGCGAGUCAUCCGAAAGCCGACCUACAUGCAGGAUUACGUACAAUCGGUAGUAGACAAUUCGAAUAAUGAUCCUAACUAAAAAUUAGAUAAAAAUAAAGUGAAUGUAGUAUCUUGGACUCAUUGAAUGUAACACCUA